AAUCACCCCUCUUGCGUUUUAGCUCCCUUGCAUUUUCUUCAUCUUAGAAAUGGCUAAUCUGUUGCAAAGGCUUCGUAGACGAACCGGGCCAAAGCCAGAUUAUAUUGAAGACAAGUUGGAUGAAUACAUUCGUGAAGAACAAGUUGAAGAAACAGGCGGAAGUAACCAGGAUUGUCCUCUUGGCGAGAUUGAAAAGAUUUUGGACCCAAUAUGCGAUAUCGUGUUGUAUUUAAUUAAACAUGUCGAUUAUUAUGUUUUUGUUGCUUCUCUUGUCUGGUUUAACGCUGCUAUGGACGUAUUCAUCGCUGAGAACGGAGCUCAUGAGUUUAUCGCCAUUCGUCCUGAAUGGAAAACUGUUGACCGGAUUAUUGCUUGCCGGGAAGGAGAUGAUGGGGAGGAGUAUCUGGUGAAGUACAAAGAACUUUCUUACAGAAAUAGUUACUGGGAAUCUGAAUCUGACAUCUCAGAUUUCCAGAAUGAAAUCCAAAGGUUUAAGGAUAUAAACUCUAGCUCUCGUAGAGAUAAAUAUGUCGAAAAUGAGAGAAAUCGAGAGGAAUUCAAACAGUUUGAUCUUACUCCUGAAUUUCUUACAGGCACAUUGCAUACAUACCAGCUCGAAGGGCUGAAUUUCCUAAGGUAUUCAUGGUCCAAGAAAACCAAUGUAAUCCUUGCGGAUGAAAUGGGACUAGGCAAAACUAUUCAGAGCAUUGCCUUCUUGGCCUCUUUGUUCGAGGAAAACUUAUCUCCUCAUCUAGUUGUUGCUCCUCUCUCAACCAUCCGUAACUGGGAGAGGGAAUUUGCCACCUGGGCACCACAUAUGAAUGUGGUUAUGUACACUGGGGAUUCGGAAGCACGUGAUGUUAUAUGGGAACAUGAGUUCUACUUCUCUGAAGGGCGUAAAAGUAAGUUUGAUGUCUUGCUCACGACGUAUGAGAUGGUUCACCCAGGGAUAUCAGUUCUGAGUCCAAUCAAGUGGACGUGCAUGAUUAUUGAUGAAGGCCAUCGGUUGAAAAAUCAGAAGUCAAAGCUGUACUCUUCAUUGAGUCAGUUUACAAGUAAGCAUAUCGUUCUGUUGACCGGAACACCACUUCAGAACAACUUGAAUGAACUUUUCGCUCUGAUGCAUUUUCUUGAUGCGGACAAGUUUGGGAGUUUGGAGAAGUUUCAAGAUAUAAAUAAAGAGGAGCAGAUUUCAAGACUCCACCAAAUGUUGGCUCCGCAUCUGCUCAGAAGGUUAAAGAAAGACGUGCUCAAGGAUAAGGUGCCCCCAAAGAAGGAGCUCAUUUUGCGUGUUGAUAUGAGCAGCCAGCAAAAAGAAGUGUACAAAGCUGUUAUUACCAAUAAUUAUCAAGUCUUGACAAAGAAACGAGAUGCUAAAAUAUCUAACGUGCUAAUGAAAUUACGCCAAGUUUGCUCUCAUCCGUAUCUGUUACCAGACUUUGAGCCAAGAUUUGAAGACGCAAAUGAAGCUUUUACAAAACUAUUGGAAGCUUCCGGAAAGUUGCAACUGUUAGACAAAAUGAUGGUCAAACUCAAAGAGCAGGGGCACAGAGUGCUAAUCUAUACCCAAUUCCAACACACCCUUUACCUUUUGGAAGACUACUUCACUUUCAAGAAUUGGAAUUAUGAACGGAUUGAUGGAAAGAUCAGUGGACCUGAGAGGCAAGUAAGAAUAGAUCGGUUUAAUGCAGAAAACUCGAACCGGUUCUGUUUUUUGCUCAGUACAAGAGCUGGUGGAAUAGGGAUAAACCUUGCAACAGCUGAUACAGUCAUCAUUUAUGACAGUGAUUGGAAUCCUCAUGCUGAUCUCCAGGCUAUGGCUAGAGUUCAUCGGCUUGGCCAAACAAAUAAGGUAAUGAUCUACAGACUGAUUCACAAAGGUACUGUAGAAGAACGGAUGAUGGAGAUAACCAAGAACAAGAUGCUUCUAGAGCAUCUCGUCGUGGGAAAACAACAUCUUUGUCAGGACGAGUUAGAUGACAUCAUCAAAUAUGGUUCCAAGGAACUUUUCUCUGAAGAGAAUGAUGAAGCAGGGAGGUCUGGAAAAAUCCAUUACGAUGAUGCUGCUAUCGAACAGUUGCUAGAUCGUAAUCAUGUAGAUGCUGUGGAGGUCUCACUGGAUGAUGAGGAGGAAACUGAUUUUUUAAAGAAUUUCAAGGUGGCUAGUUUUGAGUAUGUAGAUGAUGAAAAUGAGGCUGCAGCAUUAGAGGAGGCACAAGCUAUAGAAAACAAUUCUUCAGUAAGAAAUGCUGAUAGAACAAGUCACUGGAAAGAUUUGCUGAAAGACAAAUAUGAAGUGCAACAAGCUGAGGAGCUCAGUGCUCUUGGAAAGAGGAAGAGAAACGGCAAGCAGGUGAUGUAUGCUGAAGAUGAUCUUGAUGGUUUAGAAGAAAUCUCUGAUGAGGAGGACGAAUAUUGUCUUGAUGAUUUAAAAGUGACCUCUGAUGAGGAGGAGGAAGCAGAUGAACCCGAAGCAGCUCGACAGAGAAAGCCGAGGACGGUUACAAGGCCUUACAGAAAAAGGGCUCGCGAUAAUUCGGAGGAAAUACCUUUGAUGGAAGGCGAAGGGAGAUAUCUCAUGGUGCUGGGAUUUAACGAGACUGAGAGGGAUAUAUUUUUACGUACGUUUAAGAGGUAUGGAGCUGGAAACUUUGAUUGGAAGGAGUUUGUUAAUCCCUUAUACAUGAAGACCUAUGACGAGAUAAAUAAGUAUGGAAUCUUAUUUUUGAAACACAUUGCCGAAAACCCUACCGAUAAUUCUACAAAUUUUAAAGUUAUUACGGCAAUGGUCUAUGCAGAUGGAGUUCCCAAAGAAGGGAUAAGCAGUGACGAGCUACUAGUGAGCAUGACUUUUAUGAUGCUAGUAAAGGAGAAGUGUCAAUUUUUGGACAACCAUCCGACAGCACCUGUUUUCUCUAACUACGUCAUCAGUAAGUACAAUUUGAGAAAUGGAGCAUUUUCUAAGGAAGAACAUGAUAGGAUACUGAUUCCUGCUGUUUCCAAGCAUGGCUAUGGUAGAUGGGUGGCCAUCGUUGAAGACGAAGAGAUAGGGUUCCAAGAGGUUGCCUGCAAAGACCUGAAUAUCCCUUUCCCUCCUGAUACUAAAUCUGCUCGUAAAAGAAUUUGUGACCAUGUGGGAAAACGGGUUAAGAAGAUGGAGGAUGCCAUAAAGUAUGAGUACGCAGAAAAGAUACUUGCUGAACAAGCAAAAGCUGAAACAAAGGGAACAAGCUUUGUUGAUGCAGAAAAAGAAAUGCUUAAGAAUGAUCCCAUCACUUCAAAAAAAAAUUCUGCAACUGCCGUUGACAACAAGCAAGGCAGAGUUGAAAUGGCUCAAUCAUACGAUCAGAGUGUUAAUGAGAAGUCAGGUGAGUCAUUCCAGACAUAUUUAGAUAUUCAACCGCUGAAUCGAAUGCCGAGGGAGAGCUUUAAGCCUCUGGAACCUAUCAAUGAGGAAAUAAGCACUAGGCUAAGCGUUGGGACAGAUCAUGAUGUAGAGAUGGAUGCAGCGGAUAACAUCAUUGUGCUGGAUUGACAUCAAAAAUCAUUAUUACUUCUUUCAUGAUUGUGUUGAUCGUUGGCUGAUUUUCUUUACUAAGAUACCUUUUGCUGAUUUUUUUUUUUUUGUUUGUCAAAGUUACCUUUUGCUGAAUUUUAAUUACUAAGUUACCUUUUGCUAAAUUUGUUUGCAUACAGCGUAGUUGUCUUGAGUUGCAGAGUAUCAUAUUUGUCCAUUUAUAGUUUCUUAGGUAUAAAGCGUAUAUGAACCA
Messenger RNA from Arabidopsis thaliana (thale cress), 3770 nucleotides. RefSeq names its product chromatin remodeling factor (gene PKR2). Gene Ontology annotation, molecular function: DNA binding; ATP binding. Gene Ontology annotation, biological process: chromatin remodeling. Gene Ontology annotation, cellular component: nucleus. The record is from RefSeq and is marked reviewed. Bases 50 to 3535 code for a protein of 1161 amino acids. The transcript has 31 exons. NCBI's taxonomy places the organism in Eukaryota, Viridiplantae, Streptophyta, Magnoliopsida, Brassicales, Brassicaceae.